AUGCAACGCUGUGCAGCCUUUAUUCUACGUAACUCACUACGACAACGAUCACAACUUGUACCAAGGGCUUCAUUUGCCUUAAGAACUUGGGCUCCUCAUGCACCACGAACGGUCCAAUUCGCACGCAAUCCAUGGGCUUCUUUCCAUACAUGGCGGCCGUUGCAAAAGGAGGAACAAGACGAAAGCGUCGAUCCCAAACAACAAAUGCUUAUUGGUUUCACUUGCGAAGUAUGCAAAGAGCGAUCGCACCAUGUCAUGUCAAAGCUGGCUUAUACAAAGGGAGUGGUCUUGAUCGAGUGUCCCGGCUGCAAGAAUCGUCACUUGAUUGCAGACAACCUCGGCUGGUUCCGAGACUCAGCGACGACUGUGGAGGAUUUGGUCAAGGAAAAGGGAGAGGCUAUUCGCAAGGUGAUUGUGGAUGACAAGGGCGUUGAGCAUGAAGUGCCAGAUAUCAUGGAAUGGUUACCCGACAUUAGCGAGGAAGAGCGUCUCAAGAAGGAAAAGGCACGCCAAGAAGCUGACAGGCUACGACAAGAACAAGAAUCAAAGCAGGAUCAGUAA
Molecule: messenger RNA, 561 nt
Organism: Lichtheimia ornata
Lineage: Eukaryota; Fungi; Mucoromycota; Mucoromycetes; Mucorales; Lichtheimiaceae
Exons: 1
Coding region: 1-561 (186 amino acids)
Biological process (GO): protein import into mitochondrial matrix; protein folding; protein stabilization
Cellular component (GO): mitochondrion
Molecular function (GO): zinc ion binding; protein-folding chaperone binding
Source: RefSeq, a predicted model, not a curated record